AUGGUAAAUGCCAAAACGGUCCAAUAUCAGAAGGUAUUUUUAACAGAGGGAAAUAAAUAUAAUCCAAAAAUAGAUAACGAAAAUGGCUUCGUUGAAAUACGUCCUGUCUCAAAACGAUUUACUCAUCACGAUACCAGUGGAUUGUUUUUAAAUCAUUUUCCACUAACAAACUCCUAUUCAACUUCGAGCAAUUUGCAAGGACAUGGAACCUACCGAAGUCACUCUUUUGUUGCGAAUAAAGUUGGUCCUAUGUCUUCUGCCUUCCGACAUAGAAAAAGAGUUAUAGAAUCAAAACCACCUCUUGAAGAUUUGAAAAGAGUUUAUAAUGAACCACCACGAGUCCGACAAAGUCCCGCCUUAUCUAAUGCUCUUCAAAACGCACUGUGGAAAGAGAAAACUUCAUAUCAUAGUACAAAAUUAAAAAAUGACAGACACAUUAAAGCUCAGGAAUGGAAGGACACGUCAGAUAGACUUAUGGAUGCCUGGAGUUAUGUUAGUAGCGAUACAACAUCUCCUGCUAAUAUGAUUUAUGGACAGAGAACACCAGCUUGGACCUUCACCACACAGUCAGUUAAAAUUCCAAUGACCAAUGCAAAGCCACUGAUGCAAGAAAGUGUUCAACAUGAACCAACUGUUGUGAGAACUCGAGUACCUACUAGCAAGUCCAAAAUGAUUAGCUAUGAUGAAUCACAUACAAUAUCUUCAUCGAGACAAUAUAACAAUUUUAACAGAACAACCCGCAGAGAGCAAGGUAUAUAUGAUACCAGACAGCCUUCCACAACUUCAAAGCCUCCAAUCAAUCUCGAAUUGACUCCGAAUACAGGAAGUCAUGAAGAUGGUGGGUAUGUCAUUGGACCACACAAACUACGAGAAAGUGUGUACCACCAGCCCUCACAGCUUCAUACCCGUACAUUAUUACCACAUAGUUGGAAAACUGUAGAACAUGGGCGGCCGAAUAUUUCAAUAACAGCUCCUGACUCAAAUAUCGCCGAUUACAUGCAGCUAAAUAACAUACAUGAACCCAGAGGUUAUGUUACACCAGAUACACAGUUGGAGUACAAUCACAGUACACGUGAGUCUGAACAUAAGACAGUUAGAAAAUAUAAUGACGUUACAGGUACUAAUACUUCUGUAAAGGAACCAAUGAGCCAACUGUCCGAUACUGUCAAGGAUGAAACAUCGACUGUUGUAAAUGGCUUUGUUGAUCCUUCAACAACACAUAAGGAUGUUGUACCCUUAACGAGUUUGACAUCUAAACAACCGCUUACUGGAGAUAAGCAUCCUAUUGUGAAAGGUGAAUAUUUGUUUAGUGAAAAUAUCAAUAAACGAACCCAAAUAGUGAAUUUUAAAACCGAUGUACCAAUGUUUAUUCCUAGUAAAAAUACAACUCCUCUGCCAUCUUCCGAAUAUCACUUGGAAACCAAUGCGUUUAGCACUGAUCAGUUUCUGACUGACAAGGAAGAAACCACUGAACGAAACCUAUUAAGUUAUAAAUCCACAGCAGACACGCUUCAGAAUGCAAUAUCCCAAUCAACUUCGACAUACACUAUGCUGAAUACUGAGGAUAUAAUGAGUACAGUAAAAUCACCAAACAAUCGAACUAAAAUAGAAAAAUAUGAUACCACUGUCUUAAGGACAUCGACGAGGCCAUUAACGACAACAACGCCUAUGUCAAUUAAGGAACCAUUAACGCCAAAACGAUUACCUACUAAAAUGAAAGUGUAUGACAUUACAGAAAUUUUACAAGGAAAACCAAAAAGUUCUGUUAAGUUUGAAAAGGAAAAGACGCGUGGUGUUAGGAAAAAGACUCCAAUGAAAUUGUACGAUAUAAAAGGAAAUUUACAAGGAAAAUCAAAUGAUAAUCGUCAGUCAGAUAGACAAAAGACAAAGGCCCCAAUGAAAGAGUAUAAUAAGAAAAAUGUUCUACCAGAAAAAACAAGUAGUUAUCUCAGGAACACGACAUCAAUAGAAGGAUAUAAUGCAACGGAUUCGAUUUCUAGUUACACCAGUGUCAUACAUCCACCCAUGAAGGGAACUUUUGUAGAAAGUCAUAAAAAGCAAGAUAACCGACUGAUAAAAACAACAAAAGUAGAAAAGUCGAUCUCUAAAACAAAAACGUAUGUUGGAAAACAUUUGAAAAAAGACCUGUUAAAAUCUGACAGACAACCAAAUGUAAGCAGUCAAGCCAGUGGUAAAACUAUUAUGCAUCCUGUUGAAGAUCUCUCGCUAUUAGCGAGAUUGAAAAACCAAGAAAGGUACUUUGAAUCAGACAAAUACCAUGUAAAACCUUUAACGAUUAAACGGAAAGUUGUUAAAGAGGACCCAUAUGGGAAGAGAGCAAAGCAAGUGGAAGAACAGAUUUCACGUGCUGAACUGAAUGAAAUUAAUGCCCAUGAUUCGGAUAUGAAAAACUUCGAAUGGCUUUCCGAACAGCAAAACCGACAAACACAGAAUAAAAUAUCAAAUGAUUACGGGUUCAUGGAUACUAGCAAUAUGACAGAUGAUAAACGAAUAUUUGGAAACAGGGAAAAUAAAAACACCGUACCAGAUCAACACCUAACAAUGCAUAAUAAUAGUGACACACAUUACUUAACACGUGCAAUCAGUGUUAUCAAAGGGCUCCUGGAUAAAAUACAAGCGAAGCCAAUUAUGAAGGCGAUUCCACGACCAAACAGACAGAAGUAUCUACUUAUACCUCUUGGAAAUUUGACAUUCACAGAAAUAAAAAAGAAACUGUUGACUCAUCAGUUAUAUAUGCAAGAAUUUCAAAAUAACCGGUGGUCUGAAAAUUCCUUAGUUAAUCAUGUGAAGGCAGAUACUGAAAGACCUUUAGUUUUAGAACACAGACCAAAACAAUAA
Messenger RNA from Ylistrum balloti, 2859 nucleotides. RefSeq lists its product as uncharacterized. The transcript has 2 exons. The record is from RefSeq and is a predicted model, not a curated record. Lineage: Eukaryota; Metazoa; Mollusca; Bivalvia; Pectinida; Pectinidae. The coding region runs from base 1 to 2859 and encodes 952 amino acids.